Molecule: messenger RNA, 3459 nt
Organism: Homo sapiens (human)
Lineage: Eukaryota; Metazoa; Chordata; Mammalia; Primates; Hominidae
Gene: RBMXL3
Product: RBMX like 3
Exons: 1
Coding region: 33-3236 (1067 amino acids)
Molecular function (GO): nucleic acid binding; RNA binding
Source: RefSeq, marked validated
ACUUCCUCUGACCCACCAUUCGGCAGGGAGACAUGAUGGAAGCGGAUCGCCCAGAGAAGCUUUUCAUUGGGGGCCUCAACCUCAAAACCGACGAGAAAGCCCUCAAAGCCGAGUUUGGCAAGUAUGGCCACAUCAUCAAGGUGUUCCUGAUGAAAGACCGAAAAACCAACAAGUCGAGGGGCUUCGCGUUCGUCACCUUCGAAAGCCCUGCAGACGCCAAGGCUGCCGCCAGAGAUAUGAACGGCAAGUACCUGGAUGGUAAGGCCAUCAUGGUGGCCCAGACCAUCAAACCGGCAUUCAAGAGCAGCCGAUGGGUCCCGCCAACCCCCGGCAGCGGCAGUCGCUCAAGGUUCUCACACAGAACCCGUGGGGGUGGCAGCAGCCCACAGCGACCCCCCUCUCAGGGCAGGCCUGAUGACGGCCGCGGCUACGCGGGGUAUUUCGACCUGUGGCCCUACAGGGCCCCGAUGCCCAGGAAGCGCGGGCCGCCACCGCGGCACUGGGCCAGCCCACCCCACAAGAGGGCCACGCCGUCGAGCCUGGCUCACAGCGUUGGCUGUGGAAUGCGCGGGAAGGCACCGACUGUGUCGGGGCAAGAUGGCUACUCAGGCUUGCAGCCACGGCGCUGGGCCGGCCCACCCCACAAGAGGGCUGUGCCCCGGUCAAGCCUGGCUCGCAUUGGCGGCAGUGGAAUGCCUGGGAAGGCCCCGGCCGUGUGGGGGCAAGAUGGCUACUCAGGCCCGCGGGUCCGGGAGCCACUGCCCCCGUGCCGCGACCCUGGGGAUUUUGUCCCUGCGCUCAGAGACUACAGCCGCCGCUAUUAUGGCCACUCCAGUGUCCCGGACUACCGUCCCUUGAGAGGCGACGGCAACCAAAAUGGCUACAGGGGUCGCGACCAUGAGUACACAGAUCAUCCCAGCAAAGGCUCCUACCGAGAGCCCCUCAAGAGCUACGGAGGCCCAUGCGGCGCUGCCCCUGUGUGGGGGACACCGCCAUCUUAUGGAGGAGGAUGCCGCUACGAGGAGUACCAGGGCAACUCGCCCGAUGCCUGCAGUGAAGGCCGCUCGUCCGAGGCCUUGCCAGUCGUCUUGCCAGACGCCUACAGCAGGGACCACUCGCCCAAAGCCUAUAGUGGGGGCCGCAGCAGUUCCAGUAACGGUUACAGCCGGAGUGACCGCUACGGAGAAGAAGGCUGCUACGAGGAGUACAGAGGCCGCUCGCCCGACGCCCACAGCGGGGGCCGCAACAGUUCCAGCAACAGUUACGGCCAGAGCCACCACUAUGGAGGAGAAGGCCGCUAUGAGGAGUACCGAGGCCGCUCACACGAGGCCCGCAGCGGGGGCCGCUCCACUGAUGCCCACAGCAGGGGCCGGUCCGACGACGCCUACAGUGGGGGCCAUGACAGUUCCAGCUGGAGCGACUGCUGCGGAGGAGGAGGCCGUUAUGAGGAGUACCAAGGCCGCUCGCUGGAUGCCAACAGUGGAGGCUGCUCGCCCGAGGCCUACAGUGGGGGCCACGACAAUUCCAGCUGGAGCGACCGCUACGGAGUAGGAGGCCACUAUGAGGAGAACCGAGGCCACUCUCUGGAUGCCAACAGCGGAGGCCGUUCACCCGACACCCACAGUGGGGGCCACAGCAGUUCCAGCAACAGUUACGGCCAGAGCCACCGCUAUGGAGGAGAAGGCCGCUAUGAGUACCGAGGCCGCUCGCAUGACGCCCACAGUGGGGGCUGCUCUGCCGACGCCUACAGUGGGGGCCACGACAGUUCCAGCCAGAGCAACCGCUACGGAGGAGGAGGCUGCUACGAGGAGUACCGAGGCCGCUCCCUCGAUGCCAACAGUGGAGGCCGCUCGCCCAAUGCCUACAGCGGGGGCCACGACAGUUCCAGCUGGAGCCACCGCUACGGAGGAGGAGGCCGCUACGAGGAGUACCGAGGCCGCUCCCUUGAUGCCAACAGUGGAGGCCGCUCGCCUGAUGCCUACAGUGGGGGCCACGACAGUUCUGGCCAGAGCAACUGCUACGGAGGAGGAGGCCGCUACGAGGAGUACCGAGGCCGCUUGCUCGAUGCCAACAGUGGAGGCCGCUCGCCUGAUGCCUACAGUGGGGGCCACGACAGUUCCAGCCAGAGCAACCGCUAUGGAGGAGGCGGCCGCUACGAGGAGUACCGAGGCCACUCGCUUGAUGCCAACAGCGGAGGCCGCUCGCCUGACACCUACAGCCGGGGCCACGACAGUUCCAGCCAGAGCGACCACUAUGGAGGAGGAGGUCGCUCACUCGAUGCCAACAGCAGUGGCCGCUUGCCUGACGCCUACAGUGGGGGCCAUGACAGUUCCAGCCGGAGCCACCGCUACGGAGGAGGAGGCCGCUACGAGGAGUACCGAGGCCGCUCGCUCGAUGCCAACAGCGGAGGCCGCUCACCCAAUGCCUACAGCGGGGGCCACAACAGUUCCAGCCGGAACGACCCCUGCAGAGGAGGAGGCCGCUACGAGGAGAACCGAGGUCACUCUCUCGAUGCCAACAGCGGAGGCCACUCACCCAACGCCUACAGUGGGGGCCGUGACAGUUCCAGCAACAGUUACGACCGGAGCCACCGCUAUGGAGGAGGAGGCCACUACGAAGAGUACCGAGGCCGCUCGCACGACACCCACAGCAGGGGCCGAUCGCCCGAUGCCCACAGCGGGGACCACUACACCGAAGCCUACAGCAGGGGCCGCGACAGUUUCAGCAACAGCUAUGGCCGGAGUGACCAUUACGGAAGAGGAGGCUGCUACGAGGAAUACCAAGGCCGCUCGCCCAAUGCCUACGGCGGGGGCCGCGGCCUCAACAGUUCCAACAACAGUCAUGGCCGGAGCCACCGCUACGGAGGAGGAGGCCGCUACGAGGAGUACCGAGGCCCCUCGCCUGACGCCCACAGUGGGGGCCGCGACAGUUCCAUCAAGAGUUACGGCCUGAGCGACCGCUACGGAGGAGGAGGCCACUACGAGGAGUACCAGGGCAGCUUGCCUGACGCCUACAGCGGCGACCACGACAGAUCCAGCAACAGUUACGGCCGGAGCGACCGCUACUCGAGGGGUCGAGACCGGGUAGGCAGACCGGAUCGUGGGCUCCCUCUGCCCAUGGAAACGGGCAGCCCUCCCCUGCAUGAUUCUUACAGCCGGUCAGGCUGCAGGGUGCCCAGGGGCGGAGGCCGUCAAGGAGGCCGCUUCGAGAGGGGGGAAGGCCGGAGCAGAUACUAAGCAGGAACAGACUUGGGCCCAAAAAUUCCUUUUCAAAGAAACAAAAAGAAGAACCUGUUCUAUGUUAACUACCCAAGGACUAGUAUAAGUAGGAGUUGUUUUUACCUUUUAAGAAUUUCCUGUUAAGAUCUCCAUUUUUAUGCUUUUGUGAGGAAAAACUUAAAAUUAGUUUGAAAUUGUUAAUGUUUCUUUCAACAAGUUCUUGUUAAAAGUAUAAGAUAUG